Messenger RNA from Closterium sp. Yama58-4, 621 nucleotides. NCBI's taxonomy places the organism in Eukaryota, Viridiplantae, Streptophyta, Zygnematophyceae, Desmidiales, Closteriaceae. The record is from the annotation of a GenBank genome assembly.
AUGGCGUUUGAGGUGCACAAGUGGCUCAUGCUCUCCGCUGUGCUGCUCGCACUCGCUGGAAUCAUCAUGGCAUUCGUGGAAAAGGGGUCGCAAUCAUUGCAGUCGACACACGGACAGCUCGGAUUGGCCGUCAUGGUGCUGAUUGUUGCGCAGCCAAUCGUGGGGCAGCUGAGGCCGCUCAAGAAGCAUCCCAGCCGUCCAUCCUGGUUUGCGCUGCACUGGGUGAUUGGCGUCGGCACGGUGGCCAUCGCGUGGGCAAACUCCUACAUUGGGUUUGAUCUUGCCACUUCCAAGCUUGGAUACGACCUUGACAAACAGACGAGUACGUCGCAGGGCAUACAUGAUCAGUUGGACCACGCUGCGACAUGCUCGCUGCGACGCGCUUUCUGCGACGUGCUUCUGCGACGCGCUUUCUGCGACGUGCUUUCUGCGACGUGCUUGUCGCGGUCGGAGAAUCUUCUGAGCAAGCUCGGCGGGAUGCUUUCGUUUGGAGGGAAGCCGAAGAAGAAUCACCAGAGACAGAGCCAGGCGCUGGACCAUUUAUCAAAGGACUUGACGGCGCUCAACGACAGAUUGAAGCAGGCCAACAAGCGCACCAACGAUCUGCUCGACAAGCGCUAG